Molecule: messenger RNA, 1476 nt
Organism: Exophiala bonariae
Lineage: Eukaryota; Fungi; Ascomycota; Eurotiomycetes; Chaetothyriales; Herpotrichiellaceae
Exons: 2
Coding region: 1-1476 (491 amino acids)
Biological process (GO): transmembrane transport
Cellular component (GO): membrane
Molecular function (GO): transmembrane transporter activity
Source: RefSeq, a predicted model, not a curated record
AUGGUGAAGGAGUCUGCCCCUGUUCACGAUACUACUAGUUUGCCACAGAUCUCAGCCUCAUCCGACCCCGCCCUGAAAAUGAAAACAGAAACUGAGCCUAACAAGGCCGCACACGAUACAACGAUUGCCAUAGACAAUGAUCAUCUCUCGCUAGGCCAAGCGGACUCUCGAUAUGCGACAGACAGCAGCUGGGCUGCCUACCGGGUCUACAUAGCCAUUUUAUUUUCAGAAGCUCUUCUGUUCGGUAUAUCACUAUCAUUUGGGGUUUUCCAAGACUACUACUCCAAUCAAGUAUCGCUCCCAAACCAUCAACUUGCCUCCUGGAUAGGCGUCCUCAGUUCCGGUAUACCAUACCUCGGAACCCCAUUUAUAACAUACCUAUGUGAAGCUAUCUCGAUCAAGCCACAUUACUAUAUCAUCCUUGGUUGGGCUCUAACUGUCAUUGGGCUACUCAGUAGCGCCUUUUGCCAUGACGUGAAACCUCUCAUUGCAACACAAGGACUACUAUAUGGCAUUGGAGUUCUUCUUGUUGAAAUGCCAUCCUUGAUCAUAAUGAAUACAUGGUUUGUCAAACGAAGAGGACUUUUCUUUGGACUACUGUGCGGUGUACUUGACUUGUUUGGUGUUGCCCGGGGAUUCCUCGCAAGUUCAAUGCUGAACAAACAUGGUCUGAGAAUCACCCUUUUGACCAUGGCCGCAAUUGCUUUCGUUAUUCCCGGCAUUUGCCUAUUCUUCAUCCGCGAAAGGCCUGUGUACGGAACGGCCCAAACGACAACAGAGGACAGCCAUGUCUCCGCUCCUAGUACCCAACAAGGUGUGGCAACGGAAUUACCUCCUGCGAACCGAUAUUACCAACGACCGACGUUCUACCUCUUUCUCAUAGCCAACCUCCUUCAAGCCUUGGCAUUCUACCUACCAUUCAUCUACCUUCCUUCAUAUACCACCAUCUUAGGAUACUCAACUUCAAAAGGUGCUAUGGUGCUUGCGGUCGCAAAUAUCGCCCAGAUCGUCGGCGAGAUAUCGUUUGGCAGGCUUUCCGACAAAUUCAGCGUCCACAUGCUGGCUACGAUCUCAGCCACUGUUGCAUGUGGUUCCACUUUCAUUCUUUGGAGCCUCGCAGACUCACUAGCAUAUGUGAUAGCCUUUGCAUUUGUCUUCGGAGCUUUCGCUAGUGGAUUCAUUGCGCUAUGGCCCCGCAUGGGGACGAUGUUUGCCGAGCGAGAUGCCAACAUGAUCUACAGUUUCCUAUCAUGUGGGCGAGGAUUGGGAGUCAUUGUCUCAGGGCCAAUCAGCUCGUCUCUUUUGAAAGUCGGUAGAAGUCGUGGCAAUGACUCUACUCCUGCACAGACAUUUAAAGCUUUGAUUGUGUUUGUCGGUUCAUGCAUGGCGGCAGGUGCAUUUAUCACUUGCAUAGGAUGGGUGUCUUCCAUACACAAAAGUUUAAAAAAGUCCCGAGGCAAAGUUGAAGAUGUAUAA